Molecule: messenger RNA, 315 nt
Organism: Phytophthora sojae
Lineage: Eukaryota; Oomycota; Peronosporomycetes; Peronosporales; Peronosporaceae
Exons: 1
Source: RefSeq, a predicted model, not a curated record
GACGGAGUGCGCAAUGAACAGCAGCAUGGUCGCUACCGAGUAAAGCUUCUCAACGUAUCGCGAUUUAUGGAUGAGGCAGCAUUAGACGCCUUUAUUCGCUCGAGGUUCUCAGGCAGCUACAUUACGUUCCAAGAACCGAAGUACAGACGCCAAAUGUUCCAGACGGGGGCAUGGGAGAUUUACUUCAACUCCCCAGGGUGUCCAUCGUUUUUGGACAAAGUGAAGUUCAUCAACUGGAUAGGAAAGAAGAUUCUUGUGCACCAUGUCGGAACGAACCCAGCACCACCGUGUUAUAAUUGUGGUGUAUCCGGGCAC